AUGGAAGAAAAAAGGAAACUGGAACCCGAUCAGCACACUUUUGAAGUUCUUCUUACCGGUAUAGCCCGAAAAGGUGAUGUCGAAGGAUGUAGAAAGAUGGUUUAUGAGAUGGCAAGGCGUGGAUUCUUAGUGAACAGUGCCUGCAACGAUGCUCUCGUCUAUUGUUUUGCGGUCAGAGGACAUCACGCAAAAGCUGAUUCAUUGGCCGAGCAGGCUUUGGGCAAAUAUGGCGCCGAUGCUGUUUCCAGUGCUCAAGGAGCGUGCGCAAAAGCUGCUGCAGCACGUGUAGAUCUGAAUCGUCUGAGAAAGGUUCUGCGGCGAGCAGUUAUGGGAGCGGAGCGUAAGCUCAUUUUGUCCUCUUCUGAUGUACUGGAGACCAUCUGGCUGUUGGCAGAAAAGAGCCGUGAUGGCGAUGGAGCGGAAUUCGUCAACCUAACUGAACAGAUGCUUAAUCACACCAAUCACGAGUCGGGAUUUUUUCGCCUUUUAAUUCGGGAAGUUGAACGCCAUAUUAGCCACCAACACUACUAUACUGCUGUUGCUCUUCUGGAAGACACAAAUAGAAUAGCGGACUGCCUGAAAAACCAACAAAAAUCUCUGUUCUUGGAUCAAAUGAUUGCUCAACUCAGUAGACAAGUAAUACGUAAUGAGGUGAACGUGGUCAAACUCAACGAUAUAGCCAAUCGUGUGGUUGCGAUUUUUCAGAACCAUCCCAAUGCGUGA
This is a messenger RNA of Cooperia oncophora, 723 nucleotides long. The record is from the annotation of a GenBank genome assembly. NCBI's taxonomy places the organism in Eukaryota, Metazoa, Nematoda, Chromadorea, Rhabditida, Trichostrongylidae.